AUGGACCAAGAAAGAGCAAGAUAUUUGAAUGAAGUAGGUGCAACACUACUAUGUUUGAAUGUACCGGUGGGUACUCAACUCAUAUUUGACAACAAACAAAUGUUGGCCGCUAGUCUAUUCAAAGGUUAUAAAAUGAUACCUGAAGGUUUACAUUUAUUCUCUUAUUCAGCUGUAAAUGUUGAAGAUAAAGAAUCGAUAUCACCAAAUAUGAAUAGUUGUUUUAUUUGGUUUAACAAAUCACAAGUAAUAGUUAAACGAUGGAAUGUGGCAGAUGAAGAUUUUGAAAGUUCAACGACCAUCCAACAACAAGAAAGAGAUGCAUAUAUACAAUCGGUGAGAGAACAUGAAUUUGAUCAGAAUUUGGGUGCUUAUCCAGUCGACCAAGAAUCUCAUCUUGAAUGGAAACAAUUGACAGACACUAUUACACAACGUCUACUCGAUCGUAUACUACCAAUCGGUGGAACUAUUAUAGGUGAUCUAUCAGAAUCUUGGAUGAUAGAAUCUGAAAAGAAAAAUAAGAAUCAAACUUCAAACGAUCGAAAAGAAAGAGAAAUUCUAGAUAAAUUAGAAAGAGAUUUAAAAGAUUUUAAAUCAAAGUAUAAUAAUGAAAUUGAAGAAGAUGAUAACUGUGAUGAUGAUGAUAAUAAUAAUAAUAAUGAAAAGGAGAUAAAAAAGAAUAAUAUUGAAGAAGUUAAAGAAACAUGGGGUAUACCAUAUUAUUCGAAAAUACCAAAAACACCAAAGAAUCUAACACCUGUACAACUAUCAAAAUGGAAUAUGGAUAGAUCACAAGCAUUGGAGAUACUUUUGAAAAGGUAUUAUGCUGGAUGGGAGAUUGAAGGUUUAAUUGGAGAAUUACAAUUCUCUUUUGUAUUGUUUGUCUAUGGGUUAUCGUACAGAGCAUUUGUACAAUGGAAGUCACUUUUGACACUAUUAUUAGAUUGUGAUCAAUCUGUAAAAGACCGUCCACAACUAUACACUCGAUUAAUGGUUACCCUCAGACACCAAUUUCAAGUUGGACCAUCAGAUCUAUUCUCUUCUGAUCUAACAAGUAAUAUAUUCUUAAAACCUUUAUUAAAGAAUUUUAUUGAAUCUAUAUUUACUUCAAACAACAAUAACAAAAAUGAUAGAAUGGAUCAAGACGAUGAAAAUAAUAAUAAUAAUAAUCAAUUCAAAAAAAAUAAUAAUAAUAAUAAUAGUAUUUUAGAUGAUGAUGAAGAUAAUGACAUUAUUACAACUAAAAUUAGUAGAAGUAAACAACCAACAUCAACAACUACAACAUCAACUACAACAACUACAACAACAAACAAUAAUAUUUCAAUAGAAAAUGAAAAAGAACAACAACAAUUAAAUUCCAAUCUUUUAAAAGAGAUAUUGACACUUAAAAGAUACUUGGAAUUUAAAUUUAAAUGGCAUUUGGAUUUGUUUGAAAUACCAGAUGACUUUGACCAAUUUAAUCCAUAUGAUCAAGAGAAUGAAGAUAAACCAAUGAUCGUCAUUACUGAUCAUGAUUUUUAA
Molecule: messenger RNA, 1518 nt
Organism: Cavenderia fasciculata
Lineage: Eukaryota; Evosea; Eumycetozoa; Acytosteliales; Cavenderiaceae
Exons: 2
Coding region: 1-1518 (505 amino acids)
Biological process (GO): spliceosomal tri-snRNP complex assembly
Source: RefSeq, a predicted model, not a curated record